Dermochelys coriacea (leatherback sea turtle) is the source of this 4279-nucleotide messenger RNA. It is a transcript of the gene BMP5, whose product is annotated as bone morphogenetic protein 5. The record is from RefSeq and is a predicted model, not a curated record. Gene Ontology annotation, cellular component: extracellular region. The transcript has 7 exons. Gene Ontology annotation, biological process: SMAD protein signal transduction. Lineage: Eukaryota; Metazoa; Chordata; Testudines; Dermochelyidae. The coding region runs from base 723 to 2084 and encodes 453 amino acids. Gene Ontology annotation, molecular function: cytokine activity; growth factor activity.
AGCAGGGUUGUGCUUACAUUAGUCUUUAGAUCUCUGUUGAAGAGAGCUGUUAUAUUUGUGCCUGCUAGAGUUGGAAAUAACAGUUAAGAAGCUGACAGGGGUUGAAUGGAUUUACAGAAGUUUUUUCAAGUAAAUUCAGGGAAACAUAUGAAUUAGAUUAAUACAUUCUUUAGAAUUAGUUUAUACUAAGGUGAUUCAAAAGAUGUUAAAGUUAUCACCAGGCUGCUGGACAAAUAUAAAUUAUACUACCAAGGUACAGAUCAAGACAAAUCUGUGACUCAGGACUUUAUCUUUGAAAGAGUGCAAGGUGUGAGAAGAACUCAGAAUAACAAGAGAAGAUAACUCUGGGAACUACAGUGUAUCAGAAGAUCAGCUCUUGCUAACACAACCCUGAACUAAAGACCUGGUUAUCUAAGGUUUUUAAUAGGAAUGCCUAGGUCAGCUGACAAAAUACUGGUCUUCUGCUCCAUAAAUGCAGAAAAAACGAUAACAACAGUGGAAAAUUGGAAGUCUGAAUUUCAGCUUUCUUAGAAAUAACUGCAACCUGACACAUUCCAUAAUAUUUAAACGGAGGGUGGGGGAGAAUCACCAAAGAUGUUAUGUUUAGAGAUGACAUUGACAUGAAGAAUAGGUAAAUUUUGUUUUUCAGCCACUGGUAAAGCAGAUCUCAUAGAAGCUCAGAAUAAGCAGGAGAAAUAUUUUUAUUCUUUUUCUUUUCAACAAUGAACCUAAUGGCACUCAAAGCUUUCCUGGGCUUACUUUGGAAUUGCUGGGUUCUAGUGGGUCAUGCACAGGGAGGCUUAGGAGACAAUCAUGUCCAUUCAAGUUUUAUUUACAGGAGGCUGCGGAACCAUGAAAGAAGGGAGAUCCAAAGAGAGAUUCUCUCUAUCUUGGGUUUACCUCACAGACCCAGACCAUUUUCACCUGGAAAGCAGGCUUCUUCUGCACCCCUCUUCAUGCUGGACCUGUACAAUGCUAUGACAAAUGAAGAGGAUACUGAGGAACUGGAGUAUUCACUGAGGGAAUCAAUGGGAGGAGAGAGUAAAGGGGUAAGAAAAGGAUACUCUGCAUCUCCAAAUGGAUACUCACGGAGAAUACAAUUAUCUCGCAUGACCCCCCUGACCACACAGAGUCCUCCCUUAGCCAGCCUGCGUGAUACCAACUUUCUGAAUGAUGCCGACAUGGUCAUGAGCUUUGUCAAUUUAGUUGAAAGAGACAAAGACUUUUCUCAUCAAAGAAGGCACUACAAAGAGUUUCGAUUUGACUUGACUCAAAUCCCACAUGGAGAAGCAGUGACAGCAGCUGAAUUCCGGAUUUACAAGGACCGAAGCUACAGUCGGUUUGAGAAUGAAACAAUUAAGAUUAGCAUAUAUCAGAUCAUCAAGGAAUACCCGAACAGGGAUGCAGAACUGUUCCUGCUGGACACAAGGAAGACUCAAGCUUUUAAUGUGGGCUGGCUUGUAUUUGAUAUCACUGUGACCAGCAACCAUUGGGUGAUUAAUCCACAGAACAAUUUAGGCUUGCAACUCUGUGUUGAAACUGGGGAUGGUCGCAGUAUCAAUGUUAAAUCAGCUGGCCUUAUAGGAAGACAUGGGCCUCAAUCAAAGCAGCCAUUCAUGGUUGCAUUCUUCAAGGCAAGUGAAGUGCUUUUUCGAUCUGUCCGAGCAGCCAACAAUAAAAAGAAAAAUCAGAACCGCAACAAAUCCAGUAGCCAUCAGGAUUCUUCCAGGAUGCCCAGUGUUGCUGAUUACAACACAAGUGAACAAAAACAAGCCUGUAAAAAACAUGAACUUUAUGUGAGUUUCCGAGACUUGGGAUGGCAGGAUUGGAUAAUCGCACCAGAGGGUUAUGCUGCGUUCUACUGUGAUGGAGAAUGCUCCUUUCCACUCAAUGCCCACAUGAAUGCUACAAACCAUGCCAUAGUUCAGACUCUGGUUCACUUGAUGUUCCCUGAUCACGUACCUAAGCCAUGCUGUGCACCUACAAAACUGAAUGCAAUCUCAGUGCUCUACUUCGAUGACAGUUCCAAUGUUAUUUUGAAAAAAUACAGAAAUAUGGUGGUGCGUUCAUGUGGCUGCCACUAGAAUAAAAAACAAGGAAAAAAAAAUCAAACCCAGUGUUUGUUCAGAAUUGUAAUCAAGUCAAAUACAAUUCUUACUAGUGAAAAGGCAUCCCUAAACUUAUUCCAUUUCAUGUCAUCUCUCAGUUAAUGUACAGUAAUGUAUAUAGUAGCUUUUAUUUAUUUAAAGGUAUAUAGUUUCUUUUCUAUGGGUGAAAUUUCAAAACAGUUUAUUUUAUGGGUCACCUUACUAUGUCGGAGAACCUCCCAAGCUGGUUUUCAAUCGAUCUCACUGAGACCUUUUUCUGUCCAUUUCAACAUUUUAAAGUAAGUAUAGUUUGUAUAAUUUUUUUUUUAAGUUAGAAAUCCCAGAACUCCUGUGAUUGUUUUAUGUUGUUAAAGGAAAUUGAAUACAUUUGGUUAUGUUGUGCAAAUGAAAUAUAUACUGGGAUAUUUAUUUAGAAAAGGCACUAAAAAAAGAAACUGAAGAAAAAAUCCUUGGCUAAACAUAAUUUUUCUUUUAGAAGUUCUACUCCAUUAGACAAAUUGAAAUGUUGAACCGUGUUUAAAUAAACAAACAGUCGGUAGAACAUAGAAGCUGAAAGACUGCACAUAAUUGUAAUAGCUAUUUUCUUUAACAGAAUCAGUGUAACUGGAGGAACAUGUUGCGUCUUGACUUGUGGAAUUUUGCAAAAGGCUCAAAGCUUCAGGAAUUCUGUGGAGAGAGGCUUUAGUCUGUGCCUAUAGAUUUCCAAAUUAACGCUAAAAACUUGUAGUACAUCGUUCCUUCCUCCGAUAAAUUGUCAGUUUAUUAUCAUAACACUACUGCAGCAGAUUUUUUUUCAUGUUUAAUAACAAACCCUUCCUGCCCCACAAAAACAAGAAAACCCUCCACACUCACCUGAGCCCCCUUACCAUAUGGGCAAGAAUUAAUAUAUGUGUGCAAUGUGUAAAAGAUUAAAAUCUGGAAGGAAUUUGUUUUCUUUAGCUUCCUUUUCUUGCUGGGUUUGAUAAUUGGUGCACAGUAAGGCAUUUAGGAACAUUGGAAUUGCCAUACGUAGUCAGAUUUGUGGUCAGUCUAGUACAGUAUCCUGUCUCUGACAGUGGCCAGCAGCAGGUGUUUUAGAUGAAGGUGAAAUAAAUCUUAUAUGGCAGUUUUUAGGAUAAUCUCUGUGCACAGUAGGUCCUCUCCUAAUCUCUAAUCUUACUAUCUAUUCCAAAACUUGUUUGCAGUAACUAUUAUAUUCUGGAUAUUUUUGUUUUACCCUAUAAAUGUCAAAUCCCUUUUAUUGUCUUGCUAAGUUUUUUGCCUCAAUUACAUUUUCGGGCAGGGAGUUCUACAGUCUAAUUGCACAUUGUGUGAAAAAAUAAUUCCAUUUAUCAGUGUUGAAUUUACCAUCUUUUAAUUUCAUCGAAUAUCCCCAUGUUGUUAUGGGAGAAUAGAAGGUCCUGAUUUCCCGUCUCUACAACCAGUCAUUAUUUUAUAUAGUUUUGUUGGGAAUUGCCUCAGUAGAAAUAUUGCUAUAUUAGAGUGUUAUUUAAAAUGAAUAGAACACACCCAUUCUUAUGCCUUAGAGAAUCUUUCCAUUUAAAUCCUGAUUUCUAUGGUUAUUUAAUACACAUUCCACAAAACACAAACUAUUGCAGAAUAAUAUAAUCAGUUGUGUGUGUGUGUUUUGCAGAAACUAAUUUAUUUUAUCUCACUGUCGGAGUAUUGUCUUAAAUUGUUAAACAUACACUUAACUUUUUGAAAAAUUAAACAGGGUGGUUUUUUUUAAGUCAUAGCAUUUUCUCCAAACAUUACAUUUCAAUUACUAUUUUAUACUUUAUGUACCUCCAUAACUAUGUCUAAUUGCAGUUCAUGUACAAUAAGGUAUAUUAAUAAAGUUUCUUCAAUGAAUUGCUGUUUGGGGACCACUUAGAUAAUGAACGUUAAACUGCAUGGGGGAUACUUUCAGAAAAGUUAUGAGUUUGUUUAUGAAUCAGGUAGAUGGUUGUGAUGUUUUGAAUUCAAUUUAUUCUAAAUAAAAUUUAAUGGAAACUGAAUUUGGUGUACAUUAAGUAAUAUAUUUUUGAAUAAUGGUGUACUAUUUUGAGAAUAAGAAACUGAAAAUUAUAUUAUUCUUUAAAAUGUGCUGUUGGAAUAUGUUUCUAUAUUUUAAGAUCUAAUAAACCUGUAAUACUACUUUGCUCUGCUAUGCUUUUUGAUUCUGAGCCAUG